AUGACGGCCAUAGGCCAUGCCUUAAGCUCAGAAGAUGAGUUGACUGUCGCUUAUAAACAAAUUAACGGUUUCACGGUGUCGGGGAUCUUGGCUUACAUGAAUGCUUUCACCGACGAUUAA
Messenger RNA from Chaetomium globosum CBS 148.51, 120 nucleotides. RefSeq lists its product as uncharacterized. The transcript has 2 exons. NCBI's taxonomy places the organism in Eukaryota, Fungi, Ascomycota, Sordariomycetes, Sordariales, Chaetomiaceae. The record is from RefSeq and is a predicted model, not a curated record. Bases 1 to 120 code for a protein of 39 amino acids.